UUUUUGCUGAAAAUAAUCUAUCAGUUGCUGAAAAGAUUAGCAGAUGUUUACCAAUUGUUGUUUUAUCAACAGAUGAAUUACCUUCAUAUGUGUGUAAACGUUGCUUACACUGCUUAAAUAUUAGUUACAAGUUAAUUGUAAAUUCCAUGAAAGCUGAUGCUUUAUUACGUGCAGAAUUAAAUGAAUCUAAAAAACUCAGCACUGUAGAAACUGUCGACAAUGAUACCGGCAGUACACGGUUGAUUAAAUCGCAAAUACAAGAAACGCUAAGAGAGGCUUUGAAUAUGCGUAUCAAAAAGAUAAAGAAGACUGACAUCAAUGGUCCAGUAGAAUGCGAACUUUGCAACAAAAUGUUCCGUGAUAUGAAUUUAUUUGAUAGCCAUAUAGAAACAAUUCAUUUACUUAAAUGGAGGUGUAAUUUGUGUGAUAAAAGUUAUGAAACAUCCAAGGAAUUAAUUUCUCAUAAAGAAAACAUUCAUGGUGGUAAUAUCAUUUUCUGCAAAGCCUGUGUAGAAGCUGAAUCAGCUAGCGAAAAUCAAACCGAUCAGAUUAAAGAGGAAGUAUUUAAAAGACCAAUAAGUCCAAAUACUAAUGAUGAUUUUGAUAUUCCUAUUGUUACCGAUGCAGCACCAUUAGCAUUAUGUUCUUUAGAGGUGCUAUGUGAUAUAUGUGAUGCUUCUGUAGAUGAUGAUGACCUUCUUAGGGCUCAUAAAAAGGUUCACCUUCCAAAACUUAAAACUUGUAAUAUGUGUCAGGUAGAGUGCUCUUCAAUUUAUGCACUCUUUGAACAUAAGAAAGAUAUACACAAUUUGUACAAAAGGGUGAAUUUAAAAUUUGUGUGUGAUUUGUGUGGAAAAUAUUUUUCGAACAGCUGGCAAUGGGAAAAUCACGAGGAAAAUGUGUGUCCGAAAAAGUUCUCAAAGUAUACAUGCAAAUAUUGUAAAAUUUGUUUUUCAACAAAUCACAAGCUCACGCGACAUUUAAGAAAACAUAAAAUGGAGAUGCUAGACGAUCCUUCUGUAACCAUUUACAAAUGCAUUGCCUGUCCUAAAGUAUUUGUUGAUAAAGAAUUUUACCAAAAGCACCGUAAUGUACAUGAUCCUGAAUGCUGGGAUAAAUACAAAUGUAAAUUAUGCAACCGAUCAUUUAGGGACAAUGUCAGACUAAAGGAACAUCAUCAGUCUAUUCACGAAGGCAUUAAGCCACAUCAAUGUGAUAUUUGCGGUCGAACAUUUCAUCGAUUAUCAAAUAUGAGAGUACAUAGAGCAAAGCAUUUCGGUCAUAAGUGUGACCAUUGUGAGGAGGUAUUUGAGAGAUUACGCCAGUUGGCUAAUCAUGUUCAACAAGUUCAUGGACUAGAACCUAACAUCAGAAUACAACCAAAGAAGCAGUACACGAGUGGUUGUUUUGUAUGCAGAUACUGCGGAAAGAAAUUAGCUACCUAUAAAUCUGUUUUGGAUCAUGAACACAUCCACACAGGAGAAAAACCAUACAGUUGUCAUAUUUGCGAGAAAAAAUUUCGAAGUUACACAGCUCGAUGGUCUCAUAUUCAGCGCCAUGAUAAAGGAAACUUUGUAUGUGAACAUUGCGGAAAGUGUUUCAGUUACAAGCAGAAUUUAACAACACAUAUGCAGAUUCAUGUGCCUAUGGAAAAUCGUAAGCAUCAGUGUUCAAAAUGUGGCAAGCGAUUCCUCAGGAAGUCUCACUUAAACGUUCACAUGCGUAUUCAUGAUGGUGUGCGGCCAUACACAUGUGACAUAUGUCUCUUUAGUUUCACACAACUAGGUGAUAUGAGAAGACAUCGUGCAAGACAUGCCAAUGGAGAUGUUCGUAUAAGGCAACCACGAGUGAAAUCUAUCCCAACUUCCAGUAAUGAAGAUACGAAUUAAUUUAGAAGAUAAUUAUUUCUGUAUCAUUAUGUAUAAUUAAGGAGAAAUGAGAUCAUAUAAGUUAUUAAAAUAAAUAUAGUGAUCAACAUGAUACAAAUUUGCAGAAGUACUGCGUAAGCCAUACUUUUAAACAUAUUUACUGAAGAACUUGUCCUCACGUUGUACUUGUUAUCAUAAAUGUACAUAUAUAUUUCUCAUAUAGAAAAUUUCUACUAAGCGUUCUAAUUAAAAACAUUUUAA
Molecule: messenger RNA, 2129 nt
Organism: Orussus abietinus
Lineage: Eukaryota; Metazoa; Arthropoda; Insecta; Hymenoptera; Orussidae
Product: zinc finger protein 271-like
Source: RefSeq, a predicted model, not a curated record